Molecule: messenger RNA, 1718 nt
Organism: Syzygium oleosum
Lineage: Eukaryota; Viridiplantae; Streptophyta; Magnoliopsida; Myrtales; Myrtaceae
Product: SUPPRESSOR OF ABI3-5
Exons: 10
Coding region: 109-1368 (419 amino acids)
Cellular component (GO): U5 snRNP
Source: RefSeq, a predicted model, not a curated record
CGACUUCGGGCACACGAGCAAUACCAACACGCAGAGACGCCAUCUCUCUCUCUCUCUCUCUCUCUCUCUCUGGGGAAGCUACACCGGUGCACUGAGAUUUCAGCUUCAAUGGAAGGGAGUUCGUCGCGUCCCAGCCGCAAGCGCCCUUUCUUCGAGGACGAUCCCGACUCCACCAAACCCCCCUCGCAGAAGAGGGUGCGGUUCCCCAAGGGCAAGAAGGUGAAGCCAGGGGACGAAGCCGCCGUCCGGCUCCCCGUGGUGGAAGAGGAGGUGCCUAGCGAUGCGAGGGACGCUCGGCUGGCCGCGAAGGAGCGCGCGAGCCGCCGCAACCAAAUCACGGCCGAGCUCCUCGGCGAGGAUAGCAGGGGCAUUGCCAACGACAUCUCUUCCGCUGAAGUGGCUUAUGAGGACAAUGAAAAUUUUGUAGAAGAUGGGAUUCAGAUAGAACCUUUCAAUUUGAAUAAAGAGAGGGAAGAAGGCUAUUUUGAUGCGGACGGAAACUUUGUAGAAUAUGUCAACGAAAAUGAAAUCAAGGAUGCAUGGCUUGACAGUGUUGAAGCAUUUACAAGCGUGGCUUCUAGAAGCUCGGUUCUAACACCUGCUGAAGAAGAUACUCGUGAAUUGUCGUCUGAUGAUAUUGGAAAGAUGAAGAGACGGAUUGCCGACGUGCUUGAGCCAGGAGAAACAGUACUACAUGCAUUGAGACGGUUGAAGGGAUCCUCAAGUAAUCGGAAGGAGAAGAUGUCAGCUGAGACUAAACAUCUAUUUGACCAGCUCACGGAAGAUGCAGUGACGCUUAUGGAGAAUGGUGAAUACAAUGUGUACCAUGAGACACGAGAGGUUUUUGAACGAGAGGCAGAAGGAUACGAGAGAUUGGCUUGGGCCAGGAAGGGGGGCACAGCCAUAGCUGCAGGCAAUGGGACAGAUAAAAGUUUUGAAAUGAAUCUCUUAUCUGAAGGAACAGAUACUGGUUUGGCUUCUGGUCACAACACUGCUGCUGCUGGAACUUCAGAACCUGAUGCGUCGACCUUAGAUGGCGGUGCUGAAGAGUUUGAUAUGUUUGCGGAAGAUGAUGAGCAACCUACUACAAAUAAAUCACCUGAAGAGAUUGAUCAUAUUCCUCAUGGAGACAAUGUGGUUCCUCAACCAUCAUUGAGUGUUGACAAUGCAAAUCCUGGGACUGGAGAGUCACAGAGUGAUUAUGUCUAUGACGAGUCUUCUGGGUACUAUUACAGUAGCAGUUUGGGGUAUUAUUAUGACCCAUCUACUAGGCUUUAUUGCUCCGCAGCUUCUGGACAAUGGUACGCAUUUAACGAGGAAACUGGAACAUAUGAAGAAGUCCAGGCGGAUGUAUCCAAUACAAGCUAAUAUAAGGACAGUUUUGUGGUUGUCGGUGGGACCUUAUCUGAUUAAACGGGGCAAGAGAGUGAGACUUGCUGGUGAAGAAGAACAUCGAUAGAUGGUUUUCUGUCAGUAAUGCUAGGUAUACUGAGCUUGCUGUACAAAAUUGUCAUACCAAGAGAUGCAUUAUGCUGUUCUGCGUUAAUUAGGUUGCUUUUGAAGCAAGUCGGCAUAUUUUACUCUGCACCCAAAUACUAACCAAAACUGCUGGCAUGCUUGAGCUUGCUUAGUUUGAUGCACGUGGCCUAAUUGCCUGUUCUUCACAUUCCGAACUCAUUGUUAUAUUGUCUAUUAACUAUUGGAGAGUUGUUGAUCGA